Spodoptera exigua (beet armyworm) is the source of this 1292-nucleotide messenger RNA. The record is from the annotation of a GenBank genome assembly. Lineage: Eukaryota; Metazoa; Arthropoda; Insecta; Lepidoptera; Noctuidae.
CACCAUGUAAAUAAAAUGUUGGAAUGUGUGAAUAUCCGGAAUCGUUACAGUUGCAAAAUGAAACUUCUGGUUGUGGGCUUGUUGGCCCUGGUAGGGCUCUCCGCUGCUAGGAACAUCGACAUUGAAAAUGUAAUUGACCUAGAAGCCAACCCGGUUUUUGGUUAUCAUGAAAAAGUUGGUGCUCCAUUGGCUGAAAAGAUCCGUAAAGCUGAAGAAGAAGCAGCUCUUAACCCAUCCAGAAUUGUGGGAGGUGCUCCAGCCCGACUUGGGCAAUUUCCCUACCAGGCUGGUCUUAUCAUCAUAUUGCCACUCUGGACCAGCGCUUGCGGUGGUUCUUUACUUAAUUCAAGGAAAGUGAUUACUGCUGCGCAUUGUUGGUUCGACGGACAAACUCAGGCCAGAAGUUUCACAGUAGUUCUUGGUUCUAUCACUCUCUACAGUGGUGGUACAAGAUUGUCUUCUUCCAAUGUCGUUAUGCAUCCAAACUGGAGUCCAAGUCUUGUCAGAAAUGACAUCGCUAUAAUCACCUUACCUUCUGCUGUGUCUACUUCAAACAACAUUGGAUUCAUCGCUCUCCCAUCUGGUAACGAGAUCAAUAACCAGUUUGCCGGCUUUACUGGUACUGCAUCUGGCUUCGGUUUUACUAGAGACGGUGGAAGUGUGAGCCCGACUCUGAACUUCGUCGACUUGCCAGUGAUCACAAAUGCUGUAUGCAGUAACAGUUUGUUCUGGUAUGUCCAGCCCUCUAACGUCUGCACUAGCGGUGCUGGCGGUAGAAGCGUAUGCCAUGGUGACUCUGGUGGUCCUCUUGUCGUCACCAGCAAUAACAGACGUAUCUUGAUUGGCGUGACCUCUUUCGGACAUUGGGACGGUUGCCAGAGCGGCCAUCCUGCUGCCUUCGCCAGAGUCACCUCUUUCAUCAGCUGGAUUAACCAAAAUCUUUAAAUAAGUUAUGAAUAAAGGCACUAUUAAUAAAAAAUAAAUGUUAAAAAUAAAAAAUUUUGUCUUCAUUUAGAUUUUUAUUUAGCUAAAUUAAUUCAGAAAACUACUGCUUUUGGUAGAUAGUGUAAGUUCCGAUUGCCUGACAUCCAUGAACACCAACACUUCUGGACCGGUCCUCUUCGGGAAUGUUACGAUGAUGUGAUAAUCUAGAUUCCUGUUCAACGCACUUGUGAUACAUGUGGUGUUGCGUGCUUACAUAGCGAUGUGUGGCUACGGUCUCCGCUUCCCACUAUUUUCGAUACAUUUUCUGCCGCCAGAUAGCGCUUCGUACCUAUGCGCCAGGUAUUUUA